AUGUUGCUAAAAGCCAAUGCUUUUGUGGCUUUUCAUUCAUCUGUGUCUAUCCGAAUGGCUCCAAACGCCAAAAGAUUAUCCAUCACCAAAAGAUGUAUUUUGUGUGCACUUAUCAGUCAUCGUUUACAGAAUGUUUCAUUAGCGGUGGAAAUACGACAAAUGAAAACCAAAGCAAUAAUUUUACGUUCUGAACGUUUCAUCAACAUUUCGCCAACCGAAUCAAAACCACUAAAAUUUCAAGAGAUUGAGCCCGGAAAAUCGCUUACCUAUAAGGUGGAAGUAGAAUGCGAUCAAAAUUUUUAUGGUGCCGAAUGUUCCACCUAUUGUAAUCCGAACAUCUCAAAUGCUCAUCAUCAGUGUUCUCGGGAAGGAAAACUAAUAUGUCAAGAUGGAUGGACCGGAGUUUUGUGUUAUGACCCAAUUUGUCCAGGUGGUUGUGGGUAUGGCUCAUGUAUCAGACCAGGAAUAUGCAGAGACUUGGAUUACUGUUAUCAUAAUUCACCGUGUCAAAACGGAGGAAAAUGUUCCAGUGGUGGAAAGGAGAAUUACUAUUACUGCAACUGUACAAACGGAUAUACAGGAAGAAACUGUGAAUUGAAGAUAAAUCCAUGUGAAGACAACAGUCGUUGUGGUGCAUAUGGACAUUGUUUGCUAAAUAAUCGGACAAAAGAUGGUUAUUUUUGUAUCUGCGAUAAUUUACACUACGGCCAGCACUGCGAACAACAAAUUGAGAAUUUUGAUAAUAGCUUAGUUCCAGGAUAUCAAAUCGUUCACAAUCUAUUGCCAAAUGACUGUAGGCUGUCCGGUUCAAGUUUUAUUCCCUCUGGUUACAUAUGGACUACAAACAACUGUCAAAUCUGCAGUUGUGUUCAGGGUAAUAUUAACUGUGUGCAGAAUAGUUGCAAAGAAGUUGGUUGUUUGUGUGGUUUAAGUAGCAGCUUAUGUGGCAGAUUUGAGACUUGUGUAAAAAGUUUAAAUGAAGAAUGCCUAAAACCGCCAUGUUUGUCGAAAAGUUGUGGUCGAUGUGUUGCGUUGUCACAGGGUAAUCGGGAGAAAGAUUUAGAGUUCUGCAGAAGUCUGCGAUCUGAGGACCACAGGAAAUAUUCAACACAAUGCUCUACACUGUUUCUGGAAAUCAAUUUACAAGUCUUACAUAAGGGUACAACCACUGAAGACGUUUGCUAUCAUUUGAUACAUGAAAUUGAACUAUUUGGACCGCUAGGAGCCAAGUCGGUGUUACACUGCACAAAAUUUGAUGAGACGGUUGUUCAAGUUGAUUUCCUUUGUUCACUGAGCUCUCUGUGCGGUGGUGAUUAUCUUGCAAAGGAGGUGCGAGAUAAUGAACGGAAUGUUCAAAUACUUGAAGAAACUCAGCAAUGUUCAACACUUGAUACUGCUGGAGAAGCUCAUAUACUGCAAUACAGUAAGGACUACGACAUAACAGCUAACACUGACGGUUCAACCCGUGGGGGAAGCAAAUGUUCAGUGGCAGUUCCAUUAGCCGGUGAAACCAGCGGAUUUUCAGGCGAUUGUCCGGACUAUAUUGACAAAAUUGUUGUAGUUUGA
Messenger RNA from Enterobius vermicularis (human pinworm), 1566 nucleotides. Lineage: Eukaryota; Metazoa; Nematoda; Chromadorea; Rhabditida; Oxyuridae. The record is from the annotation of a GenBank genome assembly.